AUGAUAAAGUGGAAGGCUGAGGCCGAGAUAGCUUUUCAAAAGCUUAAGACAGCUUUGUGCCAAGAUCCGGUGCUGGUAGCUCCAGAUUUUACAAAAGAUUUUGUAGUGCAGACAGAUGCUUCAACUGAAGUGUUGGGGGCGGUCCUGUCUCAGGAAAUCAAUGGAGAGGAGCACCCCGUGGUUUUUCUUAGUAGGAAGCUGACGUCAGCUGAGAGAAACUACACAGUGGUGGAGCGGGAGUGUCUGGCCAUCAAGUGGGUUUGGACUCCCUACGAUAUUCCCUCCUGGUGUUACUGUGUGCUUUUUCGUCGCUUGUGCACAGCUGAUUUGGAGACGUUAAGCCCGGGAUCGGGAUUUGGAGGGGAUAAGUUUAAGGUGGAAGGCCGAGCUUCCGUGCCUGGAGUGAGGCCUCAGGAGUGGGUGAGCCGGCCCGGUUUAGUAGACGGAGAAGACUAUAUCGGCUUUCUGCGGAUGGAUGGAAGCUUUAUGGUCCAUGAUGUUCCUCCAGGUUCCUAUGUAGUAGAAGUUGUGUCUCCAGCUUAUCGAUUUGAGCCAGUCCGAGUGGAUAUCACAUCAAAGGGUAAAAUGAGGGCCAGAUAUGUAAAUCACAUCAAAACCACAGAAGUGCUCCGGUUACCAUAUCCUCUCCAGAUGAAAUCUUCUGGUCCUCCAUCCUAUUUUAUCAAGCGAGAGACCUGGGGGUGGACAGACUUUCUUAUGAACCCAAUGGUAAUGAUGAUGGUUCUGCCACUACUGAUCUUUGUGCUGCUUCCUAAAGUUGUAAACACUAGUGAUCCAGAAAUGAGACGGGAAAUGGAACAGUCCAUGAACAUGCUGAACUCCAACCCAGAGCUGCCUGAUGUGUCUGAAUUUAUGACAAGACUUUUUACUUCAAAGUCCUCCAGCAAAUCCAGCAUCGGGGGAAAAGUUGGCAAGAGUGGGGUUGGCAAGAGGAGGUAGUGAUGUGCUGGAUCAAUCCUUUACAGGAAUCUGUUGGCGUUCACACCAAGUUCAGUCAUUUUUUUUUCUUUAUGAGCACCCUUUUCCAUUGCUUAAAAAAAAUGUGUCGGUUAUUUCUAAGAUAAGAUCACUGUUCUUCAAUAGAAACAAGAAGAAAAACUCAAAUGCACCCAUGUUAAAUAUAGGUUUACCUUAUUUAUCGGCAGGUAUAUAUAUUUCAAAUAAACUUGAAACAGCAUAGUUGUAAAAGUUUAUUAAAUCAUGCUACUUUAUGGUUCUCAAUCACUUUUUCAUGUAGAAGAAAAACAAGAAUACUCUAAUCCUAGUUUACAUGGAUUUUACUGUGAUGGCCAAUAUUUUACUGCAAAUGGGAGAUAUUCAAUGUUAGUCUCAUUCUUUAAAGGAUAUGUUCACAUUUACAAAAAAUAAAAUUAAAUGCACAUUUUUUCGUAGGUGUAAUGCCACGAUCCUGAA
Rana temporaria (common frog) is the source of this 1434-nucleotide messenger RNA. RefSeq names its product ER membrane protein complex subunit 7 (gene EMC7). Gene Ontology annotation, cellular component: EMC complex. NCBI's taxonomy places the organism in Eukaryota, Metazoa, Chordata, Amphibia, Anura, Ranidae. The record is from RefSeq and is a predicted model, not a curated record.